Molecule: messenger RNA, 4583 nt
Organism: Phycodurus eques (leafy seadragon)
Lineage: Eukaryota; Metazoa; Chordata; Actinopteri; Syngnathiformes; Syngnathidae
Product: cadherin-12-like
Exons: 13
Coding region: 621-3071 (816 amino acids)
Biological process (GO): adherens junction organization; calcium-dependent cell-cell adhesion; cell morphogenesis
Cellular component (GO): adherens junction; catenin complex; plasma membrane
Molecular function (GO): calcium ion binding; cadherin binding
Source: RefSeq, a predicted model, not a curated record
UCUGCACGCCUCUCCAACACUCACACUCGUUGUGACAGUGGCGGUGGCGUCCACCGCGCGUGGAAGUGCACCCCCGGAGGAGAGAGAGCAUGAGAGCCAGGCGGCAGCACGACCAGGUUGGGAAUUAAACGAGAAGAAGGAGAAGGAGGAAGCUUCUGUGGAAAGCUUUCUGAGGAGACUUUGCAGGAGCAAGCUCGGACUCUUUGGAUUUUAACGUGCUUGUCGAGCAUCCCACUGAGGAAGCGGUAAGGAAUUUCCAAGAAAUUCCUGCAGGAAGCCGCUUGAUUGCCACAGCAGAGCGGAGUUAUUUACCAACCUCGCCCCGCUUUCUGAGCCGACUGGAAAAGAUUGGAGUCUACAGUAAUUGGCACUGGGCCGUCGGAGUGGGAGUGCUGCAGUUUAGCGCGCCCGAAAGGUUGGAAAGAGGACGUCGAACGUUCAGGUGAUGAAGGCUUGAAGUGACCUCUUCCUGACCGACGCGGGAAAAAGCACGGCGCCCUUCCUCGCACGUUGGCCGCUGCCACCGUCCCACCUCUUUCCUCGCCAAAGUGCUUUCACCGUGGCUCAGCUCUCGCUCCCGUGCCACUUCCACUUUGAGAGCUGACCCUCACAGACCGCCAAUGCUAGCAAGGAACUGCCUGCUGCUGUUCCUUUGGUAUCAUCUCCAGGAAGGCUCGGCCUCGCCGCCGCCACCCAUACGGCCGCCCUCCUCGCCACUGGGACCCGGCAGGAUGGCGGGGAGGGCGCGCGCCAGGAGCUUGAUGGGCCCCGUAAGGAAUGGGCCGGCUGGGUUCCAGAGGGUCAAGAGGGGCUGGGUGUGGAACCAGUUCUUCGUGUUGGAGGAGUACAUGGGCUCUGACCCGCAGUACGUGGGAAAGCUGCACACUGAUCUGGAUCAGGGCGACAGCGUAGUCAAGUACACGCUCUCGGGCGAAGGGGCCGGCUCCAUUUUCACCAUUGACCAAACCACGGGGGACAUCCACGCCUUACGGAGUCUGGACCGCGAGGAGAAGCCUUACUACACGCUACGCGCGCAGGCGGUCGACCUCAACAGCAACAGACCGCUGGAGCCCGAGUCUGAGUUUGUGAUCAAGGUGCAAGACAUCAACGACAACGAGCCAAAGUUCUUGGAGGGGCCGUAUCGAGCCAGUGUUCCCGAGAUGUCGCCCGUGGGGACGUACGUGACGCAGGUGACGGCCACCGACGCGGACGACCCGACGUACGGGAACAGCGCCAGAGUGGUUUACAGCAUCCUGCACGGACAGCCCUACUUCUCCGUGGACCCCAAAACUGGCGUGAUCAAGACGGCCUUGCCCAACAUGGACCGGGAGGUGAAGGAGCAGUACCAGGUGCUCAUCCAGGCCAAGGACAUGGGGGGCCAGCUGGGGGGGCUCGCCGGGACCACCGUCGUCAACAUCACCCUCAGCGACGUCAACGACAACCCGCCCAGGUUCUCCAAAAGUUUUUUCCACUUGCGCGUUCCCGAGUCCUCGGCGGUGGGCUCGGCCGUGGGCAGGAUCAAGGCCCACGACUUGGACGUGGGCAAGAACGCCGAAGUGGAGUACACCAUCGUGCCGGGCGACGGGGGCGCCAUGUUUGACAUCACCACCAAUGACCACAACCAAGACGGGAUAAUCGUCCUCAAACGGCCGCUGGACUACGAGAGCAAGAAGGCAUACACCUUCAAGGUUGACGCGUCCAACGCUCAUCUGGAUCCCCGAUUCCAGACCUUCGGGGCCUUCAAAGACACGGCGACGGUGAAGAUUAACGUCCUGGAUGUUGACGAGCCUCCGGUGUUCAAUAAGCCCGCCUACGUGAUGGAUGUGUACGAGGACACACCGGCGGGCACCAUCAUUGGCGCGGUGACGGCGCAGGACUUGGACGCCAGUAGCAGUCCAGUCAGGUACUCCAUCGACUGGAGGAGUGACCUGGACAGCUACUUCGACAUCGACCCGGCGGAGGGAACCAUCUCCACCAAUGAGGUGCUGGACAGGGAGAGCGUGGCCUGGCACAACAUCUCCAUCGUGGCCACCAAGCUCAACAGUCCGGUUCUGACCAGCCGCGUGGCCGUCUCGGUCCACGUGUUGGACAUCAACGAGUUCCCGCCUGAGCUCGCCAGUCCCUACGAGAGCAUUGUGUGCGAAAACGCCAAAGUGGGACAGGUGAUUCAACUGUUCAGUGCCAAGGAUCAAGAUCUGCCUAACGCCGGACAACAGUUCUCCUUCAAAGCAACAAAAGACGAAUUGAGGAACAAGAACUUCACUGUCAGAGACUUUGGAAACAACACGGCCGGCAUCGUGACCAAGCGCGGCGGCUUCCGGCGGCGCUCGCAGGAGAUCUACCACCUGCCCGUUGUGAUCGAGGACAACGGCUACCCGUCCAAGAGCAGCACGGGAACGCUGACCAUCCGCGUGUGCGGCUGCGCGGCCGACGGCUCGCUGCUGACGUGCAGCGCCGAGGCCAUCUUCCUGCCCGUGGGCCUGAGCACGGGCGCGCUCGUCGCCAUCCUCCUGUGCAUCGUCAUCCUGCUGGUCAUCGUGGUCCUCUACGUGGGCUUGAAGCGGCAGAAGAAGAAGGAGACGCUGAUGUCGUCCAAGGAGGACAUCAGGGACAACGUGAUCCACUACGACGACGAAGGCGGCGGCGAGGAGGACACGCACGCCUUCGACAUGGGAACGCUGCGCAACCCCAAAGUGGUCAAGGACAACCUGUUCCGCCGGGACGUCAAACCCGAGAUAAAACGGGGUCCCAGGGCGCCCGCCUCCAAGGACAGCGCCGACAUCCGGGCGUUCAUCGACCAGCGGCUGAAGGACCACGACAGCGACAACUCUGCGCCGCCGUACGACUCGCUGGCGACCUUCGCCUACGAGGGCAACGGCUCGGUGGCCGAGUCGCUCAGCUCCAUCGAGUCGCUGGCCGUGGACGCGGAGGAGGACUACGAUUACCUCAACGAGUGGGGGCCUCGCUUUAAGACGCUGGCGGGGAUAUUCGGGGAGCAAUCGGAAGCUCGCUCGGACUCUACGAACACGGAGCAACGAGGCUACUCGCCCACUCCACAAACAAACGUGUAACCUUGUUUUGUUGGCGAAGUCACCUUUACGGUGGACAUUUUAGGACAUCCUUGGCUGUCAGGGUCAGGUGUCAGAUUGGAAAUGUCUCAGGAACAUAUCUGUCAACUUUAUUCGAUAAGAGCGUCCGGUAUUGGACGUCAGCGUCGAAGUCAUGAAGGGUGUCAGGAAAACGGUCGGCACGUUUAUGGAAAUUCACCAUCGGACAUUACGCCCAACAGUUUCAGUCGAGUCUAAAAAGUAUCUUACAAUAGUGAGCACACCCCUCACAUUUUUUGUCAAUGUUUUUUCAUGGGACAGCACUGAAGAAAUGACAGUUCGCUACUAUGUUAAGUAGUAAGUGUAUAGCUUCUAUAACAAUGUCAAUUUACUGUCCCCUCAACACGCACUAAAACUGCUUGCAACAAAAGCGAGUACACCUAAGUGAAAAUGUCCAAAUUGGGCCCAAUUGGCCUUUUUCCCGACCGGGUAUCAUGAGACAUGUUAAACUCAAUUCAUGCUUUCGGCAUCUGCGUGUCCACAGGGUGCACGUUGGUGCAUAUGAUGUAAAAUAUCGUCAUCCAUCCCCGUGCGCACAAAACAGUUUGCUGAACUAAAAAUACCAACAUGUGCUGUGACAUAGUGAAGCAGAGUACCAUCCCCUCCCUUUGGAAAUCGGGCCGCAGGGCAGUAUUCCACUAAAUAGUGACAGCGUGGCAGCAUAGUUGAGUUAUCCUCUGUGCAGUUUCUGUUUCUUUGUGACGUCCUAUCGUGUGACGGUCGAUUGUGUAAUUCCAUCGUCUUGACAGAUGUUUUCCUGAAACCAUUUUGCCUCAACUCAGUGGUGCAAUUCCACAAGAAAUAACCUUUUUCCUGACUUUUAAGCUGACGUCUGAUACCUGACGCUGUAAUUCAAUAAACCUGACAGGUACAUUCCUGAUUCUUUUCGACGUCCUAUUUCAUAACCGACUCUGAAACACGAGGAUGUCCUAAAAUGCCCACUGUGCACCUUUCCAUCCUUUUUCCGGUUCUGUCUUUUACGUUGUUUUCAUGAUUGAAGUGUGAGAGAAAAAAAAAAAAAAAAAUGAGAGCAUACAGUGACAUGAUUGAAUCACUCAUUCAAUUGGAAUGUUGUCUACGAGUAUCCGUGGAGAUGAUGUCAUUUCCGUUAACAUCCCUAAAAGUGCCUCAAUAGAAGAUUUCACGCCACACGUCCGAUGUUUUUAGACGCGAGCAAAACGACCGACGACGUCACUUCUGUGGCGCCCGUCAGGCCAAAGAUGUUUUGAAUGUUAUUUAUCCCUCUAUUUAUUUAUUGGCUGAUUGAUUUGCUUGUGUAUUUAUCUAUUUAUCUCGCAGUCAUACAAUUUUUUUUAUUUUUUUGGAGACUCUUUUUGUAACAGAGGCCCGCGUGAAGAAAAUGGAUGUUCCUGUUAGGUGGGUCAUGUGAAUAGACUUGUACUAGAAAAAAAAAAAAAGAAAAAAAAAAAGAGCGAGAGAAAAGAAAAGAGACACUUUAGGGCUAAAUAUUGCAGU